Molecule: messenger RNA, 4805 nt
Organism: Salpingoeca rosetta
Lineage: Eukaryota; Choanoflagellata; Craspedida; Salpingoecidae
Exons: 31
Coding region: 186-4805 (1539 amino acids)
Cellular component (GO): myosin complex
Molecular function (GO): cytoskeletal motor activity; protein binding; ATP binding
Source: RefSeq, a predicted model, not a curated record
CACCAACAAAACGCAAAAGAGGACAACACCCCCACAACAGCGCUCGCGAGCUAGCAACCCAACUGGCCGACGGGCUUGCUUGCUUGCCCACCACAAGCGCAAACUCACGCCGCCCACGCCCACACACGCGUUUUCGUUCAUUCAACGGCGUGGCUGUGCUGAGAGAGAAAGGGAAGCAGCACGGCAUGGACGACUUGACGGAGCUGCCGACGCUGUCGGAGCAGACGAUCCUGGACACGCUUCAGGACCGCUUCGCUCAGGACCGCAUCUACACUUGCAUUGGCGACAUUCUCAUUGCCGUAAACCCGUUCAAGCCAUUGCCCAUUUACGAUGAUGAGCACGCAAACAAGUACACAAAUUCAACCGCUGCAGCGCUGCCGCCCCACGUCUUCCGCACAGCAGACCGUGUAUACAACGCCAUGUGUCAAAGCCACAAGUCGCAGGUGUGUGUCAUCAGCGGCGAGAGUGGCGCUGGCAAAACCGAGACGUCCAAGCUGUUCAUGCGGCAUCUUGCACAUUUGUGCAAACACCACAGCAUCAGGGACACCGACGAGCCACUGCACGAUCGCAUUUUGAAGACGAAUGUGAUUCUGGAGACGUUUGGCAACGCAGAGACGAAGAUGAACAACAACUCCAGCCGGUUUGGCAAAUACGUUGACCUCAUCUUUGGGCGGGGCGGGGAGCUGAAGGGCGCCACCAUUCGCCACUACCUGCUCGAGAAGUCGCGCAUCACGCUGCAGACACCCGACGAGCGCGGCUACCACAUCUUCUACCAUGUGCUCGCUGGCCAGGAUCCCUGGUUUGAGCAGCUGCCUGUGCUGCCGCCGCAGGAGUACCCCUAUCUCCGCUGGCCCGACACAGAGUGGUCACCCAUCGUCCCCUGGCCAGACGUCAUGGAUGCGCUGGAGACGGUUGGCUUUGCACGUGAUGAGAUCCCAGCCAUCAUGCGUCUCGUGCUCGCUGUUCUUGAACUUGGACGCAUCGACUUUGACGAGUCGAGUCCAGACGUCAGCCAGGUCGCAGACACGCAGGUGGUGGAGAAGGUUGCCGGGCUGCUUGGUGUCAACGCGGCAGCGAUGAGCCAGCACAUGGUCGAGACACAGUACUUUGUGCACGGCGAACGCUACACAAAGCCGAACACCGUCUACAAGAGCCAUCAGGGGGUGGAGGCGCUGGCAAAGUGCGCGUACGAUGCGCUGUUUGAGUGGCUGGUCACGCGCAUGGACACGAUGCUGCACUCGUCGGCCGCACUCGACGGCGACGAGCUCCAUAUCGGUAUCCUCGACAUCUUUGGCUUCGAAAACUUCAAGACCAACGGGUUUGAGCAGAUGUGCAUCAAUGUUGCAAACGAGCGCCUGCAGUUCUUCUUCAAUCUCAAUGUGUUUCAGAUGGAGUUGAACGACUACGAGAAGGAGGAAGUGGAGGUCGAGGGCAUGACAUUCACCAACAACUUUGACACUUUGGAGCUGUUCUACCACAAGUCCAUGAACGUCUUCUCUCUUCUGGAUGAAGAGUCACGCUUCCAGAACAGCACGGACGUGACGCUGGUGCGGAAGCUGAGCGCUGCGUUGAAAGAGCAGCCCGCGUAUUCCCCAUGCAACGCUGCAGACCAGUUUCGCAUCAAGCACUUUGCCGGUCACGUCACAUACACCGCAGCCGAAUUCCUCGACAAGAACAGAGACGCACUUCCUGUGGAGCUGACCCGGCUGCUCAAAGGCUCCAGCGACCCCUUUGUUGCGGAAGUGUUUGCUGCUGUUGUCCUGCGUGGUGCUGGGUCGUCACCAUCGUCGUCGUCGUCAUCAUCGUCGCGUCGAAUGGCCGGACGCUCUGCCGUUCGCAGAUUCUCAACAGAUGUCCUUGACCGCAUGCGUAAUCGGUCUUCGCAUCACCACCACCAUCACGACCGUCGUUGGAAGCAGCGCGACGCCGGCUGGACGGUGAGUGGGCAGUUCCGGGCGUCGUUGGAUGAACUGAUUGAGCGCAUGUCCGUGUGUGCGCCAACAUUCGUGCGCUGCAUCAAACCAAACACAGCAAACAGACCCGUCGAGUUUGACGUGAUGUUUGUGAAGAAGCAGCUCGAGUACACGGGCGUGUUUGAGACAACGCGCAUUCGCAAGGACGGAUUUGCCCAUCGCCUCCUCUUCCGCGACUUUCUCGACAGGUACUACACGCCAAUCCUGGGUCGGUCGUCUGCGCGCGUGAUUGCGACGGGGGUGCGCUGCGAGGAAGUGCUCACAACCGCACAGCGCAUGCUAGGCGACACUCCAAUUGCGGGUCGCAAGCCAGCGCUGGAUGGGUGGCGGAUCGGGCGCACAAAAGUUUUUCUCAAGUGGUGGCACGUGGACGCACUAUCGUUUAUGGUGUCGCGUGUGGAGACGGCUGCGCUCAACCUGCAGGCCAUCGUCCGCGGAUUUCUCGGGCGGAGGACAAAGGACAGGCUCCAGCGGCAACGGGAGCACUACCAAAUGCUUGGCACGGGUCUGUUGCAGGAGAUUUCCUCCAAGAGUGGGCGUCUCUUCAACACGCAGCAGUCGCUCAUCGACGAGGACGAGUCGUGGCCAGGCGGCCUCGAUCGCCCAACGCCGCGCCCUGACGGGCGGCAGUUUAUGCGCAAUCACUUCAAGAAUCUCUCAAAGGCGCGGAAGGAGGUUGAGAAGUGGUGGCUCAAGUACGAGCGCGUUGGAGGGUUUCACUGCGACGAGGAUGGGCGCAUCUUCCCCUGGUUCCACGGACUGCUCGACCGCUCCCAGGCCGAGGAACUGCUCGACGGAACACAGCCGGGCACGUUCCUCGUGCGCGUGAACGAGCGGACGACGGGGUAUGUGCUCUCGUUCACGACACAGCGCCGAUUCCGCCACUACAAAAUCCACAAGUCGGAGGAGGGCGGAUAUCAGAUCUUUGGCUUUGAGGAGGACUUUGGGUCGCUUGCAGAACUCGUUGACCACUACCAGCAGCACGGAUUUGGCCGCACAUCGGAUGGACGCGCACACGAGGACACGCACGCCGACGCAGAUGCCGCUGGUGGUGCGGCGAGCAACAACGACGACAACGCCAGCACCGAAAACAACAGCGACAACAACAAUGACGAUGCAAAUGCAGCUGCGACUGACACAGACGCCCCAACCGCUGUCAAUGAUGCAGACGCGAACGCAAGCACGAGUGAAGAAGACACGUCAUCAGCGUCAGCACCAUCAGCACCAGAGGCAGAUGUGGUUGCACCGCCACCGCCGCCGCCGCCACGCACCUCUGCCAAUUCGUCAGCAGCACAACCCGACCCGCACACGCCGGAGGACGCAGUGGAGGCGGGGAGUGAAGGCGAACAGCAGCAGCGUGAUGGUGAUGGUGGUGGUGAUGGUGGUGGUGGUGGUGGUGGUGUUGAGCGCAAACGUGGCGAGGAAGAGUUCAUUGACACGGUGUUGGAGUGCACGCAUGCGCUUCGACUCGGAGACAUUGACGAAGUUGCCGUUGACGGUGUCGAUCCCGCUGUGAAGCGACUGCCAAAGCAGAAGAAGAAGCCCGCGCCUGCGCCCGUGGACGAGCGAGCGAAGGAGGAGGAAGAGUUUGAGCGAUUGCGGGAGGAGCGAGCAGGACGGACGGUGUUCACGUUCACGGCGGCGGAGGAUUCGCCGGAGAACGAAGAGGAGCGACUUGACGCAAGCGAAUACCUCGACACGCGCCAGCCCAUGCCCCAGUGGCUGUACGGCCCCAUCUCGCGCGAGGUUGCGGAAGAUCUGUUGUCGCGCCAGGGCAUGUUCGACGGCAUGUUCCUGCUGCGCGAGAAGACGGUGACGACAGACAAAGUUCAGAUUGCUCUCUCGUAUUCAUUUGAGGGGAACUUUAGCCAUCACAUCUUGGAGAAGAACAAGGGUCAGCCCUGGCUCCUCGACAAAAAAUCGCUCGGAUAUGACGGCAGUCUCAACCACGUCGUCGACACGUUCAUGCGGCAGAAGGACCCGGGUCUCAACUGCAAACUUUCUGCGCCGGCGAUCAGCAACGAGUUCAAGGUGGCGACCAUCACGCCGCCAGCGCUGUUCCCGAUGGCAACACCAACACCGCCCCCAGCACGAUCAGCCAACCGCUCGGGUCGCCGCCGUGGCCGUGGACGGCGUGGGUCCCGCGGGUCUGGCGCCCUCCCUGCGCUGCCCACAGCACCUGUGGGCCGGAUUGAGGUGAACGGGCAGGCGAUACCGCCAGAGCGAUGGGGCCCAGACCAGGUCGUGCAGUGGCUCAGCAUGCUCAACCUGCAGCGCUACGCAGGAGUGUUCCGCCAGCACAGCAUCACUGGUCGCCAUAUUGCCAUUCUCAACGCAAAGCAGCUCUCCAUUCUUGUGCCAAGCAUGGACGAUCAACUUCUGCUCAAGAACGCAAUCACCAUUCUCUUCUCCGAGAAUCGCGGAUCGGUUGAGGAUCGCGUCGCCGCAUCCGUUCAGGCCGGUGGUCAGCGCAGGACAUUCGCCAACCAGCGGUCUGUCCGUCCCCACCGACAGCCGCACGAAUUCUUCAGCCGACGCCACCUGUUCUUCUCCCCGCCAGAAGACAAGUUGAAGAAAUACGCAAAGAAGGGCGACAUGCGAGCAAUCGAGAAUCUGCUGAUACGGCACGAGAAUCUGCGUGUUGACCGGAUCCGGCGCGAUGGCGAUCACAAGACGCCGCUCUUCGUCGCUGCAGAGCGCGGGCACGUCGACGUAAGCACUCAUGAUGAUGAUGAUGAUGAUGAUGAUGAUGAUGAUGAUGAUGAUGAUGAUGAUGAUGAUGAUGAUGAUGAUGAUGAUGAUGAUGUGAUGAUGAUGAUGGUGGUGGUGUGA